UGUCUUAUUGGCAACUUUCAAGAGUUCCUUUUGAAAUGAUCAGGACUGCUACAGAGGCAGAGCGGUCGUGAACUGUGUCUCGAGGAGCUUGUAAUUAUAGCGAUUUGCACACUGCUCUGCACCGCUGUCUGUGUAACUAACUUGCGCUUGCCAAAACAUGGGCCGGCAAUUUGACAUUAUAUUCCUCGACGCCUGUUUGAUACAGAAGGAAGACGAUAGCAUAUGCCCAAUCAGAAGUUUCCAGCGCCAUGCUGUUAUACAGCACUUAGCAGAACUGGUCGGUAAAAAAGGCAUCGUAUUUGUCAAUGUUGUAUCUCGCUCUUCCACUAAGGUACUAAAGGAAAUGAUUAGCGCUAAAUAUGAUCAACACUUCAAGUAUAGAAAGCAAACCAGAGUCGAAGGAACAGGCAAUUACAUAUUGAGCUAUUCCCAAUACAAGUAUGAAGGUCUUGCCAGUAGUUCAGCAUUUGAGAUGAAAGAUGUCUAAUUCUUGUUCCAAACAAAACCAAUGAAUUUAUUACUUGUAGCAGC
Cylicocyclus nassatus is the source of this 531-nucleotide messenger RNA. The record is from the annotation of a GenBank genome assembly. NCBI's taxonomy places the organism in Eukaryota, Metazoa, Nematoda, Chromadorea, Rhabditida, Strongylidae.